GGAGAAGGAGGGGGUUGGCUUUAGUGUGAUGUGAAUGGGCGUGAGAGAGAGAGAGAGAGCAUGAGGAAUUGAGAAAAUCAACCUGCCUCUUUUGACUGAACAACAGGAUGGAAGAGCUGAGCUCCUAGCCACACUGAUCAGAGAGAGUUUUAUUUUUGGAGAGGGGAAGAAGGGAGCAGAGGGGAACCGAAGAGGGAGGAGGAGGAGAAAAGGCCUCAGCGUGGGGAUAGAUAGCAGAAAAAUGCUGUCAUGGGGAGAGGGGGGAGGGAGCCGACAGAAAGGAACAGAAUGAGACCAGGCAGGGUGGAGCGGAGCUGAAAUGUGGAGGUGGCCAGUGGAAGAGACCAAAGAGAAGCAAGCAGGCGCUGAGAGGUGGGAGUUGAUGGAUGACAGAUCAGAGAGGCCAACACACACACGAAUCCUCCCCAACCCAGAGGACAGAGAGCUGGACCAAACCAGCAGGACCAAACCAAAACUGGACCACACCACAACUGAGGCACACCAGAAUAGUAGUCAUCUGCAAAGCCAAAGCUGGAGGACGUCCUAAAGGAACUUGGAAUGGGUGGACAUUUUCCAGACCUAAAAUAUAUCAUUGUAUCUGACUGUGGGACUUGCAACGGUCAUCUAAUAGUCCUUUGCAUUUUGUUAUUGAAUGUGGAUGAAGACCACGUGUAGUACCUUUACUCAUCAGGCCUGAGAAAGGGAGGAGAGAUAGUUGGAGUCAGAGUCUGAGGCACCAUGCAGUCUGACGACCUCUUCCUACGCAAGUUCUGCCGGCAGAGACCGCGACCCCCUCUGACAACGGUCAACUUUGACUCUAAGCGGGAGGGUGGGGUGAGGGCGCGGGUGGUGGCAGGGGAGUGGCCCCCGAGGAGGGAUGGGACAGAUGGGGAAAGUCUUACUACCCUGAGCUGUGUGGGUCUGAACCUGAGGUCAGUGGGCCGAGGACACAUCAUGCAGAGAAGCAACAGUGACGUGACGCUGGGAGACCUGGACUCCUCUGGAAAGGCGGGAGGGAAGGCCACACGGGCAGUGGGGGAGAAGGCAGGUGCCGGGGCCCAGGAGGACUCAGGGGUGGUGCUGCACAGGGAGUAUGGCAGUCUCUCCUCACUGGAGAGACAGAUAGGUCUUUCAGGAACCCAAGAGCUGAGUGCAGAGGACCAGGGCGCUCUGACCCCCAACGCCCUCCGCUUCAAAGACCCCUUUCUGCUGCUGGGCCUACAGGGAACCCCCCCAGAGCCAGACGGCUUCUUUAGGGCUCUGUCCGCCCCCGCAGGAGACACCCCAAAACCAGCCAAGCCCCCAAAGCCUGAGGGGCUGAGCAAGAAGGCGAAGCCCUCCCCCCCACAGAUCCCCCAACCAGGUCCUAAUGACAACCUGGGGGGAGGAGCCUGGGUCAGGAAUUUUGCCCACUAUGACGUCCAGAGCAUUCUGUUUGACCUCACCGAGGCGGCCAGCAACCGAGACAGCAUCGGCCGCAAAAAGAACAUCACCUCAGGGGCGUCAGCUGCCUCGACGAUGCGCCCUCUCACCCAGGCCACGCCCUCCUCGCCCUCGCAGAGUGGGGGCGGUGGUGGGGGGGCUGUGGAGGACUCGGAACAGUGUCUGCUGGACGAGGGAGACGGCAAUGACAACGAGCUGCUGCUCAGCUGCCCCCACUUCCGUAACGAGAUGGGGGGUGAGGAGCGAGCGGGCCUGGGGUGUACGCAGGGCAGAGGGGGCCUGUGGCUGAGCCUGAGGAACCCCAACGAUGCUGUGUCAGUACUGGAGGAACCCAGAGAGAGCCACGUCCAACAGCAGGGCAAGAGCAACUACUUCAUAGAACACGCAGACCUGGGAGCCCACUACUACCGCAAAUACUUCUACAUGAAAGAUCAUCAGAACUUCUUUGGCAUGGAUGACCGCUUUGGUCCAGUGGCCAUCAGCUUCCGUAGAGAGGAGAAGGAGGGGUCUAGUGGAGCUCAGUAUAACUACAGGAUCAUCUUCAGAACCACAGAGCUGAAGACUCUGCGAGGCUCCAUCCUGGAGGAGUCAGUGCCCUCAGCGGCCCGCCACACCACCCCCCGGGGCCUGUCUCCUAAGAGGCUCCUGGAGUUCAUCAUCCCGGAGCUCAAUCUCCACUGCCUGCGCCUUGCCUCCACCUCGCCCAAGGUCCGAGACACCCUGCUCAAGCUGGACGAACAAGGGCUGAACUUCCAGAGGAAGGUGGGGGUGAUGUACUGCCGUGCAGGCCAGAGCUCUGAGGAGGACAUGUACAACAACGAGAGCUCGGGGCCGGCCUUCGAGGAGUUCCUGGACCUGCUGGGGGAGCGGGUGAAUCUGAAGGGCUGGGAGAAAUACCGCGCUCAGUUGGACACCAAGACGGACUCCACGGGCACCCAGUCCCUCUACACACACUACCAGGACUAUGAGGUGAUGUUCCAUGUGUCCACCAUGCUGCCCUACACGGCCAACAACACACAACAGUUGCUGAGAAAGAGGCACAUUGGUAAUGACAUAGUGACCAUAGUGUUCCAGGAGCCAGGGGCUCUGCCCUUCACUCCUAAGGCCAUCCGCUCCCAUUUCCAACAUGUCUUCAUCAUCGUCCAGGUGGAACAGUCCUGCUCUGACCACACCUACUACAGGGUGGCAGUGACACGCUCCAAAGACAUCCCACUAUUUGGGCCUCUGUUCCCUAAGGGUGCUCGAUUCCCCCGUUCCCCUGCCUUCAGAGACUUCCUGCUGGCGAAGGCGGUGAAUGCUGAGAACGCUGCAGAGAAGGCGGAAAAGUUCCGCUCCAUGGCCACGCGGACACGACAGGAGUACCUGAAGGACCUGGCAGAGAACUACGUGACCACCACGCCAAUUGACUCCUCCACCAAGUUCCCCCUGCUGUCCCUGGGGAGCAAACGCAAAGACAAGCUGAAGGGGGCCAAGGGGGCAGAGCUUCACAGUGCUGGGGCGCUAGUCUGGGCUGUGAUGGCCACCAGUGGGAAUGAGGAGGAGACAGGAGGACACAAGCUGCCCUGUCUACUGGGGGUCUCAGCUGAAUCAGUGGUGCUGAUCGAGAGAUACACACGGAGGGUGGUGUUCAACUGCUGCUGCCGCGAUGUGAUUGGCUGGAAGGCGGUGAUAGACAGCAGGGCCAUAGGUGGGCCUUGCCUGGAUAUCUUCUAUGAGAGGGGGGAGGCUGUGUCAAUCAGUGUGAUGGACAGCCAGGCGGAGGAGAUACGGGAGAUGGUGCAGAGACUGGAGUUGGUGACGCGGGGGUGCGAGGCACGGGAGGUGACCCCCCUGCGUGAUGGGGUGGGCCAGCCAGGCUUCCUGAUGAGCGAGGAGGGCUUUGUGACAGAUCUGCAGCGGUUCGGCUACGCGGAGAGCGGGGGUCUGCAGCUGGGGGCGCGGGUGGUGCGUCUGUGUGGCCACGCCCUGGUGCACCUAGGACCAGAGGAGAGAGCCAGACUGCUCCGCACCGCCCACAAGAUCCACAUCACUGUCAUUCCUCCAGAUGAGAACGGCAAGCCCCGCAGGAGUUUCUCAGAGUUAUACCAGAAAGCCAUCCAGGAUGCAGAGCGUAAGCCUGGGGAGGGCCAGUCUGGAGAGGCCUGGGUGCUGGACGAGAGGGAGGAGGAGGAAGAGGAGGAGAUGGAGGAAGAGGAACGGGAACAGGGAGAGGGGAAGGAGGCAGAGACGAUGGAGGGACCAGCGGAGGGAGGAGAGGCUGAGGACAGGCUGUCAGAGACGGGACAGGGUGAGGAGGACCAGGGGGACCAGGGCUCCCUCCUCUCCCCACCCAGCCUGCCUCUGUUACGGGCCACCUCCCUGCAGGACCACCCCCUCAACCAGACCGUGGAGAUCACCCCCUCCCAGCUAACACGCAGCUACUCCCUAGAGAGGCACCCGUCCUGCCGGGACAUAUGUGAUGGGCAUGUGUAUGACAACGUGGGUGUGAUGGUGAAGCAUCACAUCUAUGAGAACCCAGGGGAGCUGAGAGAUGCCACGCCUGGCCUCAUCCUGGGGGUCAAACCCAAGGUGCCCCUGGACGAGGAACAGUUUGUGGGGGCUGAGUUGGGUGAGGAGAAGGCAUCAGCGAGUGACCCCUCCCUGUCCUCCACCCGGUUGUCGUGUCUGGACAGAGCGGAGAGAAACUCCCGAGCCCUGAGCCUACACAACUCCAUCACCAAGAUCCUGUCAGAGACCACAGAUUCCUCAGAGGAGGAGUGGCAGUCUAUAGCUGAUCUAGCCACAGCAUGCCGCAGCAUCCUAGAAGCCUUGUCACGUGAAGCAGGAGAUGGGACCCAAGGAGCAGACUCCGUGACAGAUGGCAAGCUAAAGGACAUGAAGGAGAGUGACUCACCGGGCCACCUGGAGGAGAAGGUGUCCCAACUGGAGGCCAUGCUGAAGAGGCUGCAGGACGACCUGCAAAAGGGUGAACAGAGGAGAUGAGAAGAUUGGCUGGAGGGACUUUGGGCAACCAUGCUCACUCUCUCAACACUAAGCGACCAAUGGCAGUAGAGGCAAGUACAGCAUGAGAUUUUUCCUCUGUUGUUGCAUUGACAACAAAAUAACAAUUGGAAAUGGAACUACUAAAAAACAGACCUGAGUUCAUUAACCCAAUAACCCAAAACCACCUAUGGGGUCCUUCAUGGAUGUGAGAAAUGUAAGCGAAGUUCCUCCUCACAACCCUGAAAGUCUGACAGGCUGUCAGUCAUCCCUGUGUGCAGCCUCAGGACCUCUUAGCACCAUUUCUCCAUUCACAGGCUCUUCUCUGGGAAACAUGGGGACUUGGGGAUGGAUGACCUUUGAAGCCCUCACAACUACUGAAUGACUAGCUGCUCUGGUAGUGUUAAGUUGGUUACAUAAUGUAGAGAAUCUGGAAAGGAAAAGGAAGACUGAAGCAAGUUGGAGAAAGGGUGAGAAAGAGUGAAAGAAGGAGAGAGAGAGAAAGAGGGUUUGGAAGCCUCCCAAGCAUCCUUAAACACAUUUGGGUGAAACAUGAUUCCUUUGUUACAGUAACGAGGGUGUUUAAUCUCUGAGGUAAAAUGAAACCCUAUGGUGUGCAGCGUUCUAUAUCCCCUCCAACGUAGUCCUUUUCACCACUCAGAUAUCAAAGAGAUGCCACACUGCCAGUGUUUAAAACUGGCAUCCAACUAAGUGAAUGACAUUCUAAGGAUUUUAGUGCAAAUGCUAUUCGCUCAACUUGGUUCUUGAAACAUGUGAGACAUGAAGCACACAUAAGAAUCUAACUCUGCAGAUAUUCUGGUCACAAUCCUGUGGCUAUAACACCAACAUCACCAAAGUCUUACCCUCUGUUUUUGUAACUCCUCUGAACACUCACCAUUAACACAGUGUUAUCAUCAAUCUAGACAACACACAGACAUUAUCAUCAAUCUAGACAACACAUAGACAUUAUCAUCAAUCUAGACAACACACAGACAUUGACAGUCAGGGACAAUGAACCAAGAAGGAGGACAACCUAACAGGGAACUGCCACAUCAGAUGAUCCAUUUUCACUUUUCUCUGUUGUUUACCUUCUGCCCUGGGAGAGUGAGUGAGCAUGGUUGGUUAUGGGGUGUCCCAGUCCUAUAGUAUGUCCAGCAGAAAAACGUAGGAAUGAACUAAGACCGUGGGAAUGGUCUUACCUCAGAGUAGCUAGUUAGGUUCCAUUCUGAAGUGUGAUGUGUCACAUGGGCUACUUUUGGUUAGUAUUUGGUUUCUGUCCAUGGCUGCCAAGACAGGGAGGGUUUACAGUACUGGAGCUAGUAAGCUAGUACAGUAUGACCAAAUGAACAAUCACCUGAUGUGGUGAUCAUUUGUUACUUUGCUUGCUGUUUGACUUACAUCUUUACAUUUGUUCAUUUUCCAAUUCUAAAUCUGAGUACUUUCAGGUUAAUUGACUUGUACUUUCAGGUUAAUUGACUUGCUCCAGGGCACAGUUGCACUAUGGCCCACUAGGGAGUUGAACCAGCAAGGACAAACAGUACUGCCGCUACCAAAGAUAAUUCCUAUUGACCCAGAUUGAUGAUAAUACCUAACUGGUCUCAUCUAUCAUUAAUUGUUAUUGUCAAAUAACCGUAACCUGCCCCCUCCUCAUCCCACGACUCACUGACAUCACAUCACACCAGACAGACAGACAGAUAGACAGACAGCACAGGAGUCAGUCCGGAUAGAACCCCCUCUCUGUGUAGACAGUCAAACAAAUAAACACCAUUACACAAGGCAAUUGUGCGGGGAGGCAAUAUAACAUUGCAUUCAUGCCAUUUUUGUAGAGGUUGAGUUUGAUUAAAUUCAAUCACCAAGCUAAUUGGCCAGGCUAAGUAUAGCUCACUAACUCAUGGCACACUGUACUUAUUGAAGAUUAAGUUACAAUGAGCUUACAUUUCAUACCAUUGCUCAAACCCCCUCGCCCACUGCAGACAGAGAAUCUGACAUUACUCUGCAUUCAAUGUUGCCAACGUUCUGCAAUGAUGAUCUUUCUUUGUUGAUCAAUGACUUUGUUGCUGCAAGUGAACAGAAUAUGUCACAAUGCACAACACUUUUUAAUACAAAAGUCAAUUAAAAGGUAUAGUGUUGAAGUAAUAAUGCUGUUGGCAACACUGGUUGUGCUGGCAAUGGCCCCUGUCUUUUUGUCUACCCUAAGCCUCCGAUUUCCUGUCUGUCACAGCUCUUGCUACAGUUUGUGACAUAGCAAACAGGAAGCAUUUACUAUGGCAAAUCACCGCUCUGAAAGUUGCAAUAGCUGAUUUCAAACUGAGUUCCAAGUAGUGAGGGACUAGGGUGACCCCUGCUGUUUGGAUGAUGAGGAAUGCAAGACAUUUUGGAGCUUGGGUCUUUAUAGAAAUCUCACUUGUAUAACAAUCAGCUACAUUGGAAAUCAAAUGUUAUGGCAUUUCCUCUGCUCUUGUUUAAUGAGUGAUUGAUUUAUUAAUUGGUUGUUUGGUCUGGAACAAGUGGUUGCCAUAGUAAAUCCGUCUAAACAUUUCCUCCAUACUCCACUUCUCCCUAUGGAGUGCUUUUAUGGAAGGAAAUUGGUUUGUAUUUGCGUGUGCGUGUGUGAGUGUGAGUGUGUGUGUGUGUGUGUGUGUGCGCGUGUAUCUGGUGUGUGUGUACUUCUAUAGUACCUUGUCUUGCUUACACUGCUACCACUACUACAAGGCAUGUAUGUGUAUGUUUGUGAACCCGUCUGUCUGCGUGUGCCUGCUGUCUAGCCCAGUCCAAGCCAGCCCUCACCCACCUCCACCCACACCCAGCCCCCUCUCACCCCUCCAUCCAUCCCAGCCAUGGUGGUCUGACAGA
Molecule: messenger RNA, 7275 nt
Organism: Coregonus clupeaformis (lake whitefish)
Lineage: Eukaryota; Metazoa; Chordata; Actinopteri; Salmoniformes; Salmonidae
Product: signal-induced proliferation-associated protein 1-like
Exons: 16
Coding region: 739-4425 (1228 amino acids)
Biological process (GO): regulation of small GTPase mediated signal transduction; establishment of epithelial cell polarity; epithelial cell morphogenesis
Cellular component (GO): plasma membrane; cytoplasm; Golgi apparatus
Molecular function (GO): protein binding; GTPase activator activity
Source: RefSeq, a predicted model, not a curated record